CACAACGUCAUUAUAUAGUAGAAAGGAACAUUUUAAAAUGUCGUCAUUAUAUAAUGUAACCAACUAAUAGGAACGGCGGGAGUUUAACGUUAUCUUGGAUAUUAAAUUCUAAUAAAAUCUUGUCAAACAAUUAAAUGAUAUUUAUUCCAACAUGGUAUAGUCUAACAUUAUACAAAUUUGUAUUAUAUUAUUCCAAUGAUAGGUAGUCAAAUUCUUGUGAGCCGUGUGGGGCUUGGUCGGAAUCCUAAAAUAUGGGACGAGCCUAACACGUUCAAGCCCGAAAGACACCUCGAUGGCCAUGUUGAGAACUCAUUGGGCGUGACUCUGAUAGAGCCGGACAUGCGGUUCGUUACAUUCGGUACCGGUCGGCGUAGCUGCCCAGGCACUAAGAUUGGGACAUCUAUGACCAUCAUGUUGUUAGCCAGGCUUCUCCAAGGGUUCGAAUGGACUCUCCCUAAUGGUAAAACUCAAGUCGAACUCAUUUCGGCGGAGAGCAACUUGUUUAUGGCCAAGCCUCUACUCGCAUGCGCGAACCUAGGUUGGCUCCAAGUUUAUAUCCGAAAAUCCAGUUCUAAAAUUUCUACAAGUUGUUUGGAUGACAAAUUAUCAAGUGAUAUAAUCUUGUUAAGUACCAUUUAUGUUUUUUUUUAAAUUAUUAUUCAUGCAUGUGCAUGUUUGUGUGCUUUUAUAUCAUCCCUUGACUUCGUUAAAAGCUUGGUAAUAAAUUUUGUGUAAUUUUCCUUGUGGUUGUUGUAAUUUUUUUUAGUCUUUAAUGUGUUG
Molecule: messenger RNA, 780 nt
Organism: Arabidopsis lyrata subsp. lyrata
Lineage: Eukaryota; Viridiplantae; Streptophyta; Magnoliopsida; Brassicales; Brassicaceae
Product: cytochrome P450 79B1
Molecular function (GO): iron ion binding; heme binding; oxidoreductase activity, acting on paired donors, with incorporation or reduction of molecular oxygen
Source: RefSeq, a predicted model, not a curated record